GUUGCCGCACCGCGAGCUUAGUCGAUUUGGAUCUUUUCACGCGUUCGCUGCCUCAGUCUUUCGUUCGCCUUUAUUCCCCCGCUCCACCACAAUGAAAUACGCUGUGAUCGCCAUCGCCUUGUUUGCGAUUUCUGCCGCUUCGGCCUCUUCCGCUGGUCAGUUCCUGCCGCGUGCCUUCUUCACCUUGGACAAGGAAGGCCACCAGUCGGAUGUUCACCCUGUGAAUGCCCAUCUGCUGAGGCGUCUGCGUCGCCAGGUGUUCAGCUCCUCCUCCUCGUCAUCCUCCUCUUCCUCCUCCAGUGGAGAUGGCGGCAGCUACACCUUUGCCUCGCACUCCGUUCAGAAUCCCGAUGGCAGUGGUCACGCCGGUACCUCUUACACCCAGCAGGCUGCUGCUCCAGUGGUUGCUCUUGAUAGCCGCUUCGGUGAGGAUUCUGCUACGGGAAACAACUACAAUAACGGUCAGUACAACCCAAGCUACAACAAUGGUUACAACACCGCCUCCUCCAUCAACACCAACACCGGAUUCGGCAGCACCAACAGCUACCAGCAAAGCUAUGGAGCUGGAGCCGUGCCCGCCGUUCAAAUCCAUCAGACCGCCACCACUUUCGAUGCCAAUGGCAACCAGAAGGUGACCACCGUCCAUGGUGCCACCGAUCAACACGGCAUUCUGAACGUCCAGAAGACCGACGCCCAGUACUCUGGUUAAAGGAAGACGGCAUAGAAUUUAGAUAUUUUUGAGUGUAAUGGAGUGAACUUUAAUAAACUAAAGUAAAGUAAAUUAUAAA
Molecule: messenger RNA, 788 nt
Organism: Drosophila elegans
Lineage: Eukaryota; Metazoa; Arthropoda; Insecta; Diptera; Drosophilidae
Gene: hui
Exons: 4
Coding region: 92-709 (205 amino acids)
Source: RefSeq, a predicted model, not a curated record